Messenger RNA from Panicum virgatum (switchgrass), 5475 nucleotides. Its product is annotated as myosin-11-like. Lineage: Eukaryota; Viridiplantae; Streptophyta; Magnoliopsida; Poales; Poaceae. Bases 301 to 4893 code for a protein of 1530 amino acids. The transcript has 39 exons. Gene Ontology annotation, cellular component: actin cytoskeleton; cytoplasm; vesicle. The record is from RefSeq and is a predicted model, not a curated record. Gene Ontology annotation, molecular function: ATP binding; microfilament motor activity; actin filament binding. Gene Ontology annotation, biological process: vesicle transport along actin filament; actin filament organization.
AAACCUGCGAGCGAACCGGGGCAGAUUGCAUGGCGCCCCGUAGAGAUCGUGGCGGGGGCCGGUCAUAGCUGCUCCACGUACUCCACCUCAUCUCCACCCCCUCUUCCCUCCCCACAUAGCCUUCUACACAUCGCCAUCUCCCUCUCCACUCCCCCGCUUUUGCGACGCGCCACCUCCCCUGCCCCCAAGACGACGACGACGACGGUGCAGGAAAAGAGAGCGAUAUGAGUCCGGUUGCUCCCUCACUAAUAGUAUUGUUAUUCAACUAAUCAUCCUUGAUCCACGCCAGGAGCUGGCGAAAUGGGGACUAAAGUUAAUAUAAUUGUGGGCUCUCAUGUGUGGGCUGAGGACCCUGCUAUCUGCUGGGUCGAUGGAGAGGUGGUUAAAAUCAAUGGCGAAGAGGCGGAGAUCCAAGCAACCAAUGGGAAAAAGAUCGUUGCAAAUUUGUCAAAACUAUAUCCCAAAGAUAUGGAAGCAGCUGCUGGUGGAGUUGAUGACAUGACAAAACUUUCCUAUCUCCAUGAACCAGGAGUGCUGCAGAAUUUGUCGACCAGAUAUGAGCUUAAUGAAAUCUAUACAUACACUGGCAAUAUUCUCAUUGCUGUCAAUCCUUUCCAAAGAUUGCCCCAUUUAUAUGAUCCCCAUAUGAUGCAACAGUAUAAGGGAGCACCAUUUGGAGAAUUAAGUCCACAUGUUUUUGCUGUGGCAGAUGUUGCAUACAGGGCGAUGAUUAAUGAAAAUAAGAGCAACGCCAUUCUUGUGAGUGGUGAGAGUGGUGCUGGAAAAACAGAGACAACAAAAAUGCUUAUGAGGUAUCUUGCCUAUUUGGGUGGCCGAGCUGCAACUGAAGGAAGAACAGUAGAGCAACAAGUUCUUGAAUCAAAUCCAGUUCUUGAAGCUUUUGGCAAUGCAAAAACUGUCAGAAAUAAUAAUUCUAGUCGAUUUGGUAAGUUCGUCGAGAUUCAGUUUGAUAAGCAUGGGAGAAUAUCAGGUGCUGCGAUCAGAACAUACCUUCUUGAAAGGUCACGUGUAUGCCAAAUAUCUGACCCAGAGCGCAAUUACCACUGCUUUUAUCUCCUUUGCGCAGCACCUCAGGAGGAGGUUGAAAAGUACAAAUUGGGAAGUCCCAAGACUUUUCAUUAUCUCAAUCAAUCAAAUUGUUAUGAGUUGGUUGGAGUAAGCGAUGCCCACGAAUAUUUGGCGACCAGAAGAGCAAUGGAUAUUGUUGGCAUCAGUACUCAAGAACAAGAUGCUAUUUUUAGGGUUGUUGCUGCUAUCCUUCAUAUUGGCAAUAUUGAAUUUUCCAAGGGGAAAGAAGUUGAUUCGUCAGUCUUGAAAGAUGAAAAAUCAAAGUUUCAUCUUGAAACAACUGCUGAGCUUCUUAUGUGUAAUCCUGGAGCCCUGGAAGAUGCACUUUGUAAGCGUGUCAUGGUAACACCAGAAGAGGUUAUAAAAAGGAGUCUUGAUCCUUACAAUGCUACUGUUAGCAGGGAUGGCCUGGCAAAGACAAUAUAUUCUCGCUUGUUUGACUGGCUUGUUGAUAAAAUCAAUAGUUCCAUUGGGCAAGAUGCUAGCUCUAAAUGUCUUAUUGGUGUCCUGGACAUCUAUGGUUUUGAGAGCUUCAAGUCAAACAGUUUUGAGCAAUUCUGUAUUAAUUAUACAAAUGAGAAGUUGCAACAACAUUUCAAUCAGCACGUUUUCAAGAUGGAACAAGAGGAGUACACUAAAGAACAAAUUGAUUGGAGCUACAUUGAAUUUGUUGAUAAUCAAGAUGUUCUUGACCUUAUUGAGAAGAAGCCUGGGGGUGUGAUUGCACUUCUUGAUGAGGCAUGUAUGUUUCCCAAGUCAACACACGAGACGUUUGCCCAGAAGCUUUACCAGACUUUUCAAAGACACAAACGUUUUGUCAAACCAAAGCUAUCUCGCACUGACUUUACAAUCUGCCACUAUGCUGGAGAGGUGUUGUACCAGUCUGAUCAAUUCCUUGACAAAAAUAAAGACUAUGUUGUGGCAGAGCACCAGGAACUGCUAAGUGCUUCUAAAUGCUCAUUCAUCUCUGGAUUAUUUCCACCUCUUCCAGAGGAGACAUCUAAAUCUUCCAAGUUCUCUUCCAUUGGAGCACGCUUUAAGCAACAACUUCAAGCCCUUAUGGAUACAUUGAAUUCUACAGAACCUCAUUAUAUUAGAUGCGUGAAGCCAAAUAAUGUGCUAAAACCAGCAAUUUUUGAGAAUGUUAAUGUCAUGCAACAGUUGCGUUGUGGUGGUGUACUUGAGGCAAUCAGAAUUAGCUGUGCCGGGUAUCCUACACGUCGCACAUUUUAUGAGUUUUUGCAUCGAUUUGGAAUACUUGCACCAGAGGCCCUCGAAGGAAAUAGUAGCGACGAAAAGGCUGCAUGCAAGAAGAUUUUGGAAAAGAAGGGGCUUGCGGGCUUUCAGAUAGGGAAAACAAAAGUUUUCCUGAGAGCCGGUCAGAUGGCUGAAUUAGAUGCUAGGAGGACUGAAGUACUCAGUGCUGCGGCAAAAACAAUCCAGGGGAAGAUGCGGACACAUAUAAUGCGGAAGAAGUUCCUUUCCUUGAGGAAGGCAUCUGUAUGUGUUCAGGCAAUAUGGAGAGGAAGACUGGCUUGUAAACAAUAUGAUAACAUGCGAAGGGAAGCAGCUGCCAUCAAAGUUCAGAAAAAUCAACGUAGGCAUCAGGCAAGAAGGUCCUACAAACUACAAUAUGCUUCCGUUCUUGUUGUGCAAACUGCAUUGCGAGCAAUGGCAGCAAGAAAUGAGUUCAGAUUUAAGAAGCAAUCUAAGGCAGCAGUUACGAUUCAGGCUCGUUAUAGGUGCCACAGGGCUCAUUCCUACCAUAGGAAGUUUAAAUGUGCAGCCAUUGUUGCACAAUGCAGAUGGAGGGGGAGAAUUGCAAGGAAAGAACUCAAGAAACUCAAAAUGGAAGCAAGAGAAACAGGUGCCCUCAAAGAAGCAAAGGACAAACUUGAAAAGAAAGUAGAAGAACUUACAUGGCGCGUACAGUUAGAGAAACGGUUAAGGACUGACCUGGAAGAAGCAAAAGCUCAGGAGUUGUCAAAAUUGCAGAGCUCUAUGGAAACGUUGCAAGCUAAAUUGGAGGAGGCAAAUACAAUGCUUGUCAAGGAACGGGAAGCUGCUAAGACUAUUGUAGAGGCACCUCCUGUAGUGCAGGAAACUCAGGUUGUCAUCCAAGACACCGAAAAGAUUGAUUCCUUGACAACAGAGGUGCAAGAACUUAAGAUCUCAUUACAAUCAGAAAAACAGAGAGCUGAUGAUUUAGAGAAGAAAUGCUCUGAAGAAGAACGAGCAAAUGAAGAAAAGCAAAAGAGACUAGAAGAGACUGAAAUAAAAAUGCGCCAAUUUCAGGACUACCUGAGAAGGCUAGAGGAGAAACUCGCUAAUGUCGAAUCUGAAAAUAAAGUACUCCGUCAGCAAGCUGUCUCAAUGGCUCCAAGCAAAAUUCUAUCUGGCCGCUCCAAGUCCAAUUUACAAAGGAGUUCUGAAAAUGUUCAAGUAUCAAGCAAUGAUCCAAAAAUAAUUCUAGAGUCCAAUAAUACGUCCUCUCCGAAAAAGGAAUAUGACAUUGAUGACAAGCCACAAAAAUCUCUUAAUGAGAAGCAACAGGAAAACCAAGAUCUAUUAAUUAGGUGCAUCGCUCAGCAUUUAGGCUAUGCUGGGAACCGGCCAGUUGCUGCUUGUAUAAUAUACAAAUGCCUUCUUCAUUGGAGAUCAUUUGAAGUAGAGCGGACAAGUGUUUUUGAUCGCAUCAUUCAAACCAUAGGACAUGCAAUUGAGACACAAGACAACAAUGAAGUUUUAGCAUAUUGGCUUUCAAAUGCUUCAACACUAUUGUUAUUGCUUCAAAGGACAUUAAAGGCUAGUGGAUCAACCGGUAUGGCUCCACAGCGUCGACGAUCGUCAUCUGCUACACUUUUUGGACGAAUGACACAGAGCUUCAGAGGAACUCCACAGGGUGUAAAUCUUUCUCUCAUAAAUGGAAGCAUGGUUAGUGGAGUUGAGACACUGAGACAAGUUGAAGCCAAGUAUCCCGCUUUACUGUUUAAACAACAGCUUACAGCAUAUGUGGAGAAGAUAUAUGGAAUGAUUCGGGAUAAUUUGAAGAAAGAGAUUUCUCCCUUGCUUGGUUUGUGUAUUCAGGCCCCAAGGACAUCAAGGGCAAGCUUAAUGAAAGGAUCUUCACGUUCAAACACCAAUACUGCUGCCCAACAAGCUUUAAUUGCUCACUGGCAAGGGAUUGUGAAGAGCCUAGGAAAUUUCUUGAACAUACUGAAAGUGAACAAUGUUCCUCCUUUCUUGGUCCGAAAAGUAUUCACUCAAAUAUUCUCAUUUAUUAACGUACAACUAUUUAACAGUUUGCUAUUGCGAAGGGAGUGCUGUUCAUUCAGUAAUGGCGAAUAUGUAAAAGCGGGAUUAGCUGAACUUGAACAUUGGUGCUAUAGGGCUACUGAUGAGUAUGCAGGUUCAGCUUGGGAUGAGCUUAAACAUAUUAGACAAGCUAUUGGUUUCCUGGUAAUUCAUCAAAAGCCAAAAAAAACACUGGAUGAAAUAAGUCACGACCUUUGUCCGGUGCUUAGUAUACAACAACUAUACAGAAUUAGUACUAUGUACUGGGAUGACAAGUAUGGAACACAUAGUGUCUCGCCAGAGGUUAUAUCAAACAUGAGAGUGUUAAUGACAGAAGAUUCCAACAAUCCUGUAAGCAAUUCAUUUCUGCUAGAUGAUGACUCAAGUAUACCAUUCUCCGUCGAUGACAUAUCCAAAUCCAUGCAACAGAUUGACAUAUCUGACAUUGAGCCACCUCCAUUGAUACGGGAGAACUCGGGCUUUGUAUUCUUGUUGCCACCACCUGAAUAGAUGCAUGGCAAGAAGGUCAACUUGAUCAAUGAUUGCAGGAACGUAGAAUGAUGCUUGGACCACAAUCUACAUGAACCAAGGUUUCUCAAGUUAAAUGCCCAAAGGAAUGAGGUGCAUGGCUUCCACGUUAGCACCUUCGUGGCUUUACAAAUAGGUUGAUCAUCUACGCCAUAGCAAAUGUAGCAAAUUAAAUAGACUAGUUCUUUGCGGCAUGCCUGGCCUCACCUAGUGUUGAUCCAACUCUAGUCUACAUAGUGGUACCCAGUGUUAUUAUUUGGCUUUUUGUUGCUAUUCAUCUUUGGAUUUUGAUCAGUUUCCAAAGUUCAGAGCUGUCAUGCCCUAGUUCAAGUCUAGUUUAGAAGGUCCUAGUGAAGUUAGUAGAAAUUCACCUUUUCCUUAGGCUAUUUUUAGUUUCUAGAGCUCUCUAAGGUGAUUUGCAAGAGCUGGGCAAUAGGAUUUUAUUUUCCUCUUGAGUCAAUGAACAACAGAUCUUGCGCAUAUGGCAACAAUGAACUCUGUAAUGAUGUUGAUGAUUACUUUGAAUGAAAUUAACAUGUGAUUGGCACCAAGAUUUUUCAAAGG